AUCUAUAUUCAAAAAGUUUUGGAUUUUUAAACAAUCUCCAUUUCAAAAAGGCCAAAAAAUGAAAAUCCUUGUUGUUUUUGUCGUCGUCUUUGCCAUUGCCAUGGCUGCUCCUGCUCCCGAUCAUGAUGAACAUCAUGAUCAUGCUGAGAUUCUCAAAUUGGAUACCGAUUUUAAACAUGACAGUUAUGCAUUUGUAGCCGAAACUAGCGAUGGCUUCUCUCGCCACGAAGAAGGUAAGCUCAAGGAAUUCCCCGGAGAUGAACACGUUCAUGAAGGUCACCAUGCCAUUGUGGUCCAUGGCACCUACUCUUACAAGGAUCCUCACGAUGGCAAGGUUUACACCGUUAAUUAUGUUGCCGAUGAGAAAGGUUUCCAACCAGUUGGCGAUCACAUUCCUAAAGUCUAAAUUCUGGAUUAACAAAAAUAAAUAUAAUUUAUUGUUCAAACAAUUAAUCAAGAAAUGUUA
This is a messenger RNA of Musca domestica (house fly), 466 nucleotides long. Its product is annotated as larval cuticle protein 65Ab1-like. Gene Ontology annotation, molecular function: structural constituent of chitin-based larval cuticle. The record is from RefSeq and is a predicted model, not a curated record. The coding region runs from base 59 to 406 and encodes 115 amino acids. Gene Ontology annotation, cellular component: chitin-based extracellular matrix. The transcript has 2 exons. NCBI's taxonomy places the organism in Eukaryota, Metazoa, Arthropoda, Insecta, Diptera, Muscidae.